AGACUGGGGAGGCCUGGGGUGGAGGUGAAAAUAAAGCACCCAAGUGAUGCUGCAGUGAUCCAGAUUGUUUUUGGGGUGAAUGAUGGGCUACUCUGCUCUGCCCUCACUGAUGACUCCAUCUACUUAUGGAACAUACGGCAAAAGCUCCCUGAGAUUGCCCAUACCAUCAAACUCAAUCGGGAAAGAGUGACAUACAUCCACCUUCCUGUGAGGAGCAAAUACCUGUAUGUGGGGACUGACAAAGGAAAUGUAUACAUCGUGAAUGCCAGCACCUUUGAGCUAUCUGGCUAUUGCAUCAACUGGAAUAAGGCCAUUGAAAUAACAACCAAGACUCAUCCUGGCCCAGUGGUUCAUCUGAGUGAAAAUCCCCUAGACAAUUCCAGGCUCCUGAUUGGUUUUGAGAUGGGUCAAUUGGUUCUAUGGGACCUAACAAAGAAGGUUGGGGAGAUGCGGUUCUAUCUUCUCCCACCGGAUUCCCCCAGUCCUGGACCCUGCCUCCGCUCUGCAUCAUGGUUUUCAGAUGGGCGGCAGUUCCUCUCUUCGCACACUGAUGGAUCCCUUGUUACCUGGAACAUACGCCAGCCCAGACCUGUCUCAGCUCCCUGCUACCCACAUGGUCGGAUGGGGAAGGAUGGUAAGACGGAGUUGUGCAAACCUAUCCAGAAGGUAGAGUGGAAGUCUUUUCGAUCUGGGUAUCGACUGGGAGGAAAGGUUCCGUGGGCUGACGGUAGAGGAGCAAUGGGGGGCGCUCAAGACAUUAUUGCAGAGCUUUAUGGAGAAAUGCAUCCCCAAGAAGUCCAUGAAAUCGGUCAGGCAACCGGUCUGGUUUACGGGACCAUCACGAGGACGUUGAAGCGGGAAAUGAGGUCUGCGAGACGGGAGAUCGAGGAACGGCUGGCUAGCGAUGCUAAGAGGAACCCCAAGGCUUUUUAUCGGGAGGUGCGAGAGGCUUUCACAAUCUUCUCAGGAGGGUUGAGUGCAGAGCGUGGUGGUCGUACCCCAAGCCUCACUGUCAUUCAGGGCAAGACAACCACUGUCCUUGAGAUGGAACACACCCUCAUAGACUUCAUCACUCUCUGUGACAAACCUUGGGCUUCCGAUGUGCAAGACCCAUAUGCAGUGGCAGUUUUGCUGAGCAAUGAUUUGGUGAUGGUGGAUCUAACCACAUCAGGCUACCCAUGCUUUGAGAACCCCUAUCCAAUGGAUAUCCAUGAGUCACCUGUGACAUUUUGCACCUACCUGGUGGACUGCCCCACAGAUGUUAUUGGAUCCCUCUAUUCUGUGGGCUCCAGGGCACCCAAGAGGGCUGGAUUCUCAGAGAAGCCUUGGCCCAUCUCUGGUGGAUCACCAGGCACCCCCAACACCAGCUAUUCUGAGAUUGUCCUUACUGGGCAUGCGGAUGGGAGUAUCAAGUUCUGGGAUGCAUCAGCCAUCUCUCUUCAGAUCCUUUACAAGCUGAAGACAGGGAAGGUGUUUGAAAAGCCCAAGGCUAAGAGUGUUGAUGGGUCAAACGAGGAUCCAUUUGCCAUUCACCACAUCUCCUGGUCUCCUGAAAGUCGCCUUCUAUGUAUUGCUGGUGCAUCAUCAUAUAUCAUUGUCUUCAGGUUCCGCCGCCAGGAUUCUGCCUCUGAAAUCAGUUUCCUGGAGAUUCCCAUCAUUUAUGAACUGUGUGAGGACACAGAAUCCCCUGAAUUUGACUACACCCCAAGGCCCACUCUUGGAGUUGCAGCCCAGUCAUCAGCCUACUCGGAAAACAAUGAUAGCAAGAAGGCAUGUGUGGAGUACUUUGUGCCACUGAAGGUGAAAAGUGGGGCUCAGAAGAAGGGAGCUGGGUUUCAGCCAGAAUUGGUCUGUCUGACACCUUGGGUUGAUGGUAUUCCACCUGGACCCAUCACUGCCCUCCAGGUCAAUUCUGCCUACAACCUAUUGGCAUAUGGAAAUGAGUCAGGACUAGUGAUAGUGGACAUAGUGCAGAAGACCUGUCUGUUGAACAUGGGGACCCCUGACCUGUAUGGAACAGCAGACCCGUACCAGCGCUCCAUUCGAUCCCCCAAGAAAGUCCUGGAAAGCAUGCCAAACUCCAAGGAUCAGGACUCUCCCACACUUGAACAGCUGGGCAGUGUUCUCCUUGUCAAAGAUCAUGAGGUCGUGCCUGUUGCAGAUGAUGGUACAGUCUGUAAUUAUGAGCAUGUCCCAGAGUACUUUUUGUGGAAGAGUUCUCCACUACAGACUGGCAGACCUGAAACUGAUGCCAUUCCCACUGCUAAGAUUCCAUCUCCAGCUGCCCUUGAGGCACUUCCAGAGCCAUCAAUGAAGCUCAAGUCCAUCUUCCUUAACAACUUGGAAGAUGUAAACAUCGAGGAGAUCUACCAGAUCAUCAAUAGCUGCAAUCUUGCAAAACGUGAUCUGAGUGAGCUCAACUAUCAUGCCUUUGCUGCUGCCCUUACCAUUCAUCAUAAAUGGCAACCACAAGAAAAUCCAACUCCAGGGAAGCACCCUUCCAUGAUUCCACCAUGGAAGAAAUGGCUCCAUUAUUAUCAAGUGGCUUCUUUGCCUCCUACUGUCCCUGUCUUGACACCCCCCAAUGAGUCUCCAGAGCUUGGAGGAAGUGCUCUUUCCAAAUGGGUGAUCAAGGACUUGGGUCAAAAUGUCCUCCAUGGAAUAUGGACACUCGCCCUUUUACCCAUCCAGGUCCUGCAAUUCCAGGAGGAAGCUGAGAAGCCUGCGGAUGAUGAGCCGAGGCCAGGCUUGUCUAGGUCACCCUCCCCCAAGCCUCCAUCACAGCGCCCAAUGGUGGCAGCAAAACGGAAGGUGAACUCAUGGAAGCUGGUGCAGAACCUCUUGGGCAUCAAUGCCCAGCCGGACCGUAUUAUGGGGCGUGAUGUCUUAGUACACAUGCGAGACCUCAGGGAAUCCUCCCAGGAACCUCUGAUCCAAAUGGCCAACGAGCUAUGCAUGGGAGCAUCUGCCACACCGCUGCAGCAAUCUAGUAGCUCAACAGCAGCAGCCACCUCCAAUCUCCCAUCCCGCCGUCCCGUCGUGAACCAGGGCUCCGGGGAGAGUGGCGGAGGAGUGCCAAGUAGCCAUGCAUUCAAGCGUGCCAAGUCCCAAGGUAUCACUGUACCACGGCGCAAGGGGAAUGCUGUCCUACAGAAGUGUGCCAGCAUCGCAUGCACGCCAUCGGAUGCAGUGGGCGGGACCGACCCAGUCGCACCCGUCUCUGCUCCGUCCACUUCUGCUUCUUCCUUCUCCUCUCUCUCUUCCUCUUACUACUCGAUUGUGUUGCGGCCCCGGGUCCGCACCCUUCCCAGGCAGCAGAAGACCAUCGGGGAGAAGCUGCAGGGGUCAGAGUCUGGUGUGAGUAGUCGCUCACGGUCAUCAAGCAUGUCCAGCCUGGACAACAUCAGCUCUGAGGCCAUCUCUGCCCUUACAUUCCAAGACUCCUUCGCCCGCAAAGGAGAUGCUUCAACUAGUCCCACAUUGUGGGUGGGCACAAACCUGGGCUCAGUGCUUGUGAUAAUCCUCAACUUCCCCCUCAGCCCGGAUCUCCGGAAUACUCAACCUGUCAUUGUCUCUCCCAGUGGUACAAUCUUCCGACUGAAAGGCUCAAUCCUGUCGCUGACAUUCUUGGAUAGCAUGGGAAUUCGAAUCCCUGAACCCUCAUCCUCCUGGAAAGACAAGGACAAGGAAAAGGACAAAGAAAAGGACAAGGAGAAGGAUAGGGAAAAAGAGAAGGAAAGGUCUCCAAUACUGGGGAAUCCUAUGUCGGGCUCCACAUCAUCAAGUGAGGAUGUUGACCUCCAGUUCCUGGUGAUGACCUCAGAGAAGCAAGCUCGGGUCAUGGCGCUUCCAUCCCAGCAAUGCCUCUAUCGACAGCAGAUCACUGACAACUCAUUUGUUAUCAAGGCUGCUGUCACUUCCAUUGAGGGUUGUGAGUGCCUGGUGUGUUAUGUGGCGACAGGGCAUCUCUCCAUUCUCAGUCUCCCCAGCCUGCGUCCUCUGGCCUCUGUGGAAUUCCUACCUCUCUCAGCACUCAGUUUCCACCAGAUCACCAAAGCCGGGCUUGUAGAUCCCAUGCUCUCCAUUUGGGGACAACAGAUCUUUGUCACUGAAGACAUGCCACAGAUCACUCGGACAUUUUGUGUGAGCAACCUUGGCCUAGGCCUAUACCUGGCAUCCCCAUCGGAGCUGCAACGCUUCAGCAUCUCAACAUCGUACUGCAACAACCUGUGUGAGAUGCUUCCUGAACUUCAUGUGACUCAAGAGACUCCUGAGCAGCCCAAGGAGGGAUUCUUCAAGGGCCUCUUCACCGGUGGUGCUAAGUUGGUCGACCGUGAUGACCUCUUUGGGGAGUCAAGUGGGAAGCCAAACCGAACUGUAGCUAAACACAUUCCUGGGACAGGAGGAAACCUGGAGAAUCUCAGUAAGGGGGCAAGUGGAACUGGAUCUGAGAUUGGUCGAGCAAAGCAACUGGCCUUGGAGCGUGGGGAGCGCCUGAGCCAGCUGGAAGAUCGGACAGCCAAGAUGGCCAUGGAUGCUGAGGUCUUCUCCAAGACUGCUCAUGACCUUAUGCUGAAAAGCAAGGACAAAAAAUGGUAUCAGCUCUGAUUAUGCUGCCAUCAGCUGCUUCUUCGCCUAUUUCCUUCUCCCGCUGGGUUGUGAUGAUAUGCAAGAGCUCCCAAUACCUGAUUCCCAGUUACCCCACUUCCUUUCCCCAAAAGGGAAAAAAGGCCCAAGAUUUGUAUUCUCCAGCAUGAAAAAUUCUACAAGACUCUUGCAGU
Darwinula stevensoni is the source of this 4781-nucleotide messenger RNA. Lineage: Eukaryota; Metazoa; Arthropoda; Ostracoda; Podocopida; Darwinulidae. The record is from the annotation of a GenBank genome assembly.